UCUUCGUCGAGUGCUGUAGCAUCAUCCGAUCACAACGACAAUGUCCCCUCUACUGCAGGAUCCCGUGCAGCCCAUCGACACGGCAGUCGAUGAGGCGCUGAGCAACAAACCCAACCUCAUCGCUGCCGAGCCCGAAAACUGCCCAGGACCAGAAGGUGAACAAGCAGGAAAGGCAGAUGCAUGCGCAGGAUGUCCAAACCAGCAAAUAUGUGCUACAGCUCCAAAAGGCCCAGAUCCAGAUAUCCCGGUCAUCACUUCAAGGCUAUCAGGUGUCAGGCACAAAAUCCUGAUCCUCUCCGGCAAAGGUGGCGUCGGCAAGUCGACGUUCACGACAAUGCUUGCGCAUGCCUUUGCAUCGAACCCAGAUAACACGGUUGGCGUCAUGGAUACAGAUAUCUGCGGCCCGUCAAUACCCAAGAUGAUGGGUGUCGAAGACCAAAAGAUCCAUGUGGCAAAUACUGGAUGGGAGCCGAUCUGGGUGACCGACAACUUAGGCGCGAUGUCUAUUCAAUUCAUGCUACCGAACCGCGACGAUGCUGUCAUUUGGAGAGGUCCGAAGAAGAAUGGUCUCAUCAAGCAGUUCUUGAAGGACGUCGAGUGGGGCGAAAUGGACUAUCUGCUCGUCGACACACCUCCCGGCACGAGCGACGAGCAUCUCUCGGUCAACAGCUACCUCAAAGAAAGUGGCGUCGAUGGAGCACUAUUAGUCACUACACCGCAGGAAGUGUCAUUACUCGAUGUGAGGAAAGAGAUCGACUUUUGCCGGAAAGCUGGAAUCAAAGUGCUUGGUCUGGUCGAGAACAUGAGCGGCUUCGUCUGCCCUAAAUGCACACAUCAAUCGGAGAUAUUCCGAGCAACUACAGGAGGCGGCAGAAGAUUGGCAAAGGAGACUGGCGUUCCAUUCCUGGGCGCUGUGCCGCUGGACCCAAGAAUUGGCAUGGCAUGUGAUUAUGGCGAAAGCUUCUUCGACAGCUACGGCGAUUCACCGGCAUGCAAGGCCCUGAUUGAGGUUGUGAGAGGAGUUGCAAAAGAGGUCGGCGAGAAUCCCGAUGAAGUGUUGUCAGAGGAGUGAAUAUUACGACCAAGCGAAUCUAGCCCGCGUGAUGCGGCAUCGUACGAAAGCGGCAUACCGUGCAAGAAACCUCACAGCACAGCGUCCUGACAAACCCGAUGACCUCUAAAGGAGUUGCGAUCAGGGUUUCCCGGAUCCUUAUCACAUUCGGGGAAGUUUACGCCAUCCUAAUCAAGCGCCUAUGCGCUUGACACGGAGUCCGUCAAUUGUCACAACGGAGAUCUCUUGAGUGCGGCACAUACAGAAUUACGACAUCGUGAGCAGCUGCGAUGACUGGAGCCAUCCGUGAACCUACCAUCUGGGUCAUAGCGAAAUCGACGUUGAGUGCAACCCUCCACCCACCGACGUUCUGAAUUCAAAAAUCCGGUGAUAUUAGUGCUCCACUCCUCCCUACCCAAUGGCUCUCUUUCCAUGGCUAUAUCUGUACGAACUCAGGCAAUUGUCGACAUAUGCAGUCGCACAUGAUAGUUCACUUCUGAUACAACAUUCCAUAUUGAAACGCCAAGUUCAAUUACAAGGACAAUCCAGCCCGUGUUUCUUUGUCUUCACUUGGCGUGAGCCACAAUUUAUGGUCUAAUUCGGACUUCCGAUGUAACCUCUUUGUUCACACGAUGCUAUCAUGGCGAGACUUUACGACAACCCUGGCGGAGCUCGGUAUGCGCAAGGCUCACGGGUACUCGCAAACGGGCCAACUACCUACAUUCACUACAAUUAAAACAGGCCUGGCAUGCCUGAUACUUCGAAUAUUCGAAUCAAUCCUGCAGUCUCACUACGUCAACGCUCUUUGGCCAGCGCCCCUUCACCAU
Molecule: messenger RNA, 1878 nt
Organism: Cercospora beticola
Lineage: Eukaryota; Fungi; Ascomycota; Dothideomycetes; Mycosphaerellales; Mycosphaerellaceae
Gene: NBP35
Product: Fe-S cluster-binding ATPase
Biological process (GO): iron-sulfur cluster assembly
Cellular component (GO): cytosol
Molecular function (GO): ATP binding; 4 iron, 4 sulfur cluster binding; ATP-dependent FeS chaperone activity
Source: RefSeq, a predicted model, not a curated record